Molecule: messenger RNA, 4338 nt
Organism: Lepisosteus oculatus (spotted gar)
Lineage: Eukaryota; Metazoa; Chordata; Actinopteri; Semionotiformes; Lepisosteidae
Gene: srek1
Product: splicing regulatory glutamine/lysine-rich protein 1
Cellular component (GO): nucleoplasm
Molecular function (GO): RNA binding
Source: RefSeq, a predicted model, not a curated record
GGAGGGGGCGCUUGCGUUUGCGGGUUGGUAAUGCGGCAAUAGGCCUGCUUUCGCUCAGCGAUCGCCAUUAACAAGAUAAAAAAAACCCUAAAAUAGUGGCCAACGCGGCAGCUAGAGAACUUAAAUAAAACGCAAGAAGCUGUUUAAGUUAGGGAGGUCAGUUGCUAUUUUUUUAGUUUUUUUUAUUUUUCAGAGCAGACCAUGAUGAGUGGGAUCCCCGGUACCCCUGUCAUUCAGAUUACUAACCUUUCCCCAGCAGUGAGCAGCGAGCAGAUGCGGACUCUCUUCGGGUUCCUCGGAGAAAUCGAGGAGCUGCGGCUCUACCCACCGGACAAUGCUCCACUUCCUUUUUCCUCGAAAGUAUGUUAUAUAAAAUAUCGAGAGCCUUCAAGUGUUGGUGUGGCCCAGCAUUUAACCAACACAGUUUUUAUUGACAGAGCUCUGAUAGUAGUGCCCUGUGCCGAAGGUAAAAUCCCAGAAGAAGCCAAAGCCCUGUCCCUUUUAGCUCCUGCCACUACAGUGGCCAGUUUGAUACCAGGUGCAGGGCUGUUGCCAAUACCCACACCAGCCCCCAUCCCAUCCCUUGGUAUCCCAAUUGGCAAUCUGGGAGCGUUGCAGGCUGGCCUCGACCCUACUGUGGCAGCACUAGGAGGAAUCCCGGCACAACCCCCUUUGAUGGGAAAUGUGGACCCUUCUAAAAUUGAUGAGAUCAGAAGAACUAUUUAUGUUGGCAACUUGAAUUCUCAGACCACAACAGCUGAGCAGCUGCUGGAAUACUUCAAGCAAGUUGGAGAUGUGAAGUUUGUGCGCAUGGCUGGGGACGAGACCCAGCCCACUCGCUUUGCCUUUGUGGAGUUUUCAGAUCAGGAGUCUGUACCAAGAGCCCUGGCUUUCAAUGGUGUCAUGUUUGGAGACAGACCCUUAAAAAUAAACCACUCCAACAAUGCCAUUGUGAAGCCUCCAGAGCUCACACCUCAGGCUGCAGCCAAGGAGCUAGAGGAUGUGAUGAAGAGAGUGCGGGAGGCACAAUCCUUUAUAUCUGCAGUUAUUGAACCAGCAGAAUCUGGGAAAAGCAGUUCCACCGGUAGCAAAAAAGCUGCCAAAUCUCGAACCAGAUCCCGGUCUCAUUCUCGAUCUAGAAGGAAGAGAUCUCGGUCCAGGCACAGAGCGUCCAGGAGAUCCCGAUCCAAAGUCCGCGAAUCUCACGGCUCUUGGAGUUCCCACAAAAAGCAUUCUCGCUCCAGAGAAAGAAGGCACUCCAGAAGUCGAUCCAGGUCUCGUGAAAGAAAGAAGGAGAAGGAAAGCAAAUCAAAAGGCAAAGAGGAGAGCUCAAAAGACAAAGAGGAGAGGAGACAAAAAGACAAGAAGGGGAAGACUCCGCCGAAGAGCUACACCUCGUCUCGAAGAUCGCGAAGUCCUAGCAGAACCCACAGAAAGAGGAGUAGAAGUCGGUCUAAAUCCUUGAAGAGAUCCAGGACACCUAAAAGGAAAGUAAAAUCUCCUUCUCCAAGGAGAAGUAAGAAAGACAAGAAGAAGGAGAGGGUCAGGGAACGGAGCAGGGAAAGAGGUGAAAGGGAAAGGUCAACAUCCAAGAAGAAGCCCAGCAAAGACAAAGAAAAACAGGAGAAAGCUGUCACGCCCAUCAAGGUGGACAAACAUUCGGAUAAGGAAGAAAAGGAAUAUGAAGGUGGCAAGGACAGCAUCAAGGCGAGGAGUGGCGACCAGGCAAAGAUACAGCACAAUGGCAGCUAUAGUAAACAUGAAGGAAACCCUCCAGUCAAAACAGAAGCAGCAGAGUAAAGGCGAGGACUAUGGUAUCGGGACAAGGCAGAAUGGCUGGGAUUUCAGCCAGGUCUAGUUUGGAAGCAAAAUAAUCCAGAGGCCAGAGAACGAAGUCAGCCACUUCCGAAAGAAUUCCUGGCGGAAGCCUGUAAUGUCAAGUCCUGAAAUAAGAUGGUAUAUAAAAUUCUGUGUUUUGUAUAACUGAUAUUCUUUAAAAAAAAACCAUAGCAUAAUUUUUUUAGUACUGUGAAUCUAUGUAUCAUAUGAUAUUCAUAUGGAAGAUGCACAUUAACAUUGACAGUUUUUGCUAAUUUCGUAGAACUGUAAAAGUUAUAAAAAAAACUUCGGUAAGAAUUUAGCUUGUCUACUUAAAAGGUGUACUUUAGUGCUGCGUAGUUCUUUUUGCAAAUUAGAUUUGUACUGCCAUUUUAUACUUUUGUUUAAGUAAUCGUUUUGAAUUUUUGUUCUAAGGUCGACGAUUGGUUCCCACUCAACACUUUCUUUUUCGUGUUGCUUCUGACUAUGGCCUAACUGGAAAUUUAAUUGUUUUAAACUUUUUAAUUAGAACCACUGAAUUGUGUGUAAUGGAAGUAUUACAUUUUUGCAGUUUGACUAAAGCCACUUCAUCCCGUAAAAUAUCCUGAUAUAGUUUGAUAUUGACACUAGAAAAUAAUGCCUUAAAAUGGCAUCAGUCUACACAAUUUCUUUGUGGUUUUAUGUUAAUGCAAAACGUGUACAAAGCAAGACCUAAUCUCUGUAUUUUCUCAAGUACUUCAAAUGUGAAAAGUGCCUAGACUGCAAUUAUAACAUACAAGCCCAGGCAUUUUAUUACGUAACAUUGUAAGGCGAUUUUUCCUUUGAUAAGAUGUAAAAAGCUGGUUAUCCUUUAUCUGCAGUAUAGAAAUCACCUGAUGCUACGAGAACAAAGAGUGAAUGAAAGGUAUUAAAUGGCUGUUUUAAUGAUGCAUAAUUCUCCUUUAUUGGUACAGUUCACAACAGGAAAUUUGGACAGUAGUGAUCGUGUCUUUGUGCUUUGACAACAGUGUUGGUAAAGUUUCAGCUAUAGUGUGCUAUUGAAUUGAAAUUCAGCUCUGUCAGGCACAAUUUCCACAGACCCACCAGGAUUAGUCAAUGUUUGAGUCAAGAAUUGGGGUUUAUUUAUUUUUACAUUUCAGACAUUAAAACUGUGGUCACAUUUCAAAUAAAAUGUUAAUAUACUUCCCCUUGCCUUUCACUGGUUCCGUAUACACCCAGUUAGAAAACGUUAGACUUGACUGUUUACCUAACUUGCUGAACUGUACCAGUUCGUUCUUUUAAGACGAAUCCUGGUGAUUUUCACAUUUAUAUCAAACACUUUCAGUUUUAUCACAGUGGGGAAAAACGAUUUUCAUACUAAUCAAAUACCUGUCUGCAUGAAAAAUUAAGAACUGGUGAAGAAAAACAGCAGGGUAAAUGAUAAUGAGCAACAUGGGAGUUAGGCCUAUGACAUUGGCUCAAUCAUAUAAUUUACAUAGGAUUUAUGUAGAUCAUUUCUUUGUCAUGUUUCACAAAAUAUUCUUUGUAAAAAAUUAUUUUUAUAUGUAUUUAAAAUAUGCCAGUUUGUAUGGUUAGCUGGUUUGGGAUUUUUGAGUUGGGUUUGUACUUAAUUGUGUAGAUAUUUUAAAAAGUUAUCUCAAAGGUCUCAAAGUUUCCAGUGGUGAAUUGACCAUUUUCUCUUUAAGCUUUCUAAAUAUUAUUUCAACAUUUCUCGUUUCAACUGUUAGACAUACAGUUCACAGCCUAUCAAUUAAAAAUAUACACAACUUUUCAAGCAUGUUAAUUGCUAAAAAGUUUUUUUUACUAACUAACCCCAAAAAUAUCUGAUGUCUAAUGUCAAUUUAAACCAAAUUAGUCCUUCAUGCAGUGUUUAAUAAAUGGCAUGUGAAUGUCUUAAUGUUUUAAUCCUGCAGUUAUAUUAUUACAUUAGCCCACUGCCUGACAUGUAUAAAUGUCACAGGAUUUGAAGUGUUAUUCUAUAUUGGCUAUUAAAGAAACAGUGUAUUCAAUACAGCUACACCUAAAUUAAUUCCAUAAAUCUGCGAGUGCUGAUCUGCUCUGCCAUAAUUUGUUAGAUGCCACAUGCAAGAUGUAAAAUAAGUCACCAGGCAAAUGAGUUCAAAAUGCAUAGUGAUGUAUUCAUACUCUUAAUGACCCACAGUCGUUUUCGGCAACACCAACAGAAAAAAAAAAAUGAAGAAUUUAAACUAGACCAAAGUGGAAAUUUUAGAAGAUUUUCAGUUUUAAGUGAUCGAUACCUGAAACAAAUGUUUUAAAGGUGAACUUUGGAAAGAGUGGCAUGUUGCCAAAAGUUAAAAAUCAGUGGUUACUCAACAAAUCUGGGGCCCUGAUAGAAGGUGUUGGAAAGGAGUGUCUAGUUUGUCCUGAAUGUGUUUAAUUUUCUAGUAAAUUUUGGAAUUUUAGUAAUGUGUGCUCAACUUUAAACUAUCUUUAAAUUGGUCCAAUGCAGAUUUUCAAAACUGUAACAACAUUAAAGAGGCAUUGAUUACAAUUUUAAAA